GUACCUGUCUCUUCUGUCUGUGCUGAUGUUGAAGUGUUUCCUGCCCAUUUGUUCAGGGGGCUGAAUCAUCUCCUUCUCCUCUUUCCUCACCAUCUUUUCCUUCUUUCUUUCUCUAUAGGUAAAGCGUUUGUUCCAAAGCAGAAACCAAUAGAAACACGCAAGGAGGAAGUCACAACCCUCGAUCCAGAGUUAGAGGAAGCCCUAUCCAGCGCCACAGACACAGAACUGUGUGAUCUAGCAGCAAUCCUGGGUGUUCACACGCUGGUCACCAGUAGUCAGACGUAUGAUGGAAGUAAAGGGGGUUACAACAAUGUGAUCAAAGGGGAGAAGAUGAACCCAGUGUUUGAUGAGCCUCCCAAUCCCACUAACGUAGAAGAAACUCUGCAGAGGAUAAAAAGCGACGACGGCUCCUUAACGGAGGUCAACCUCAACAACAUUAAGAACAUUCCAAUUCCCACGCUGAAGGAACUCGCCAAAGCCAUGGAGAAGAACACGCACGUCAAGAAGUUCAGCCUGGCAGCAACACGGAGUAACGACCCGAUUGCUGUGGCGUUCAGCGACAUGCUGCGGGCGAACAAGACGUUGCGAAGUUUGAACCUGGAGUCCAACUUCAUCACCGGGGCAGGGGUGCAGGCUCUGGUGGAUGCGUUGCGAGACAAUGAUACACUCACAGAGAUCAAGAUAGACAACCAGGUAUCAGAUUGCUUUGUGACACACACAUAUAUGCACAUACACACACACAACAAGGUCUGAAAA
This is a messenger RNA of Larimichthys crocea (large yellow croaker), 756 nucleotides long. Its product is annotated as tropomodulin-2-like. Gene Ontology annotation, molecular function: tropomyosin binding. Lineage: Eukaryota; Metazoa; Chordata; Actinopteri; Sciaenidae. The annotation marks the transcript as partial. The record is from RefSeq and is a predicted model, not a curated record. Gene Ontology annotation, biological process: muscle contraction; myofibril assembly; actin filament organization. Gene Ontology annotation, cellular component: cytoskeleton; striated muscle thin filament; myofibril. The transcript is spliced from 5 exons.